This is a messenger RNA of Brassica napus (rape), 1452 nucleotides long. RefSeq lists its product as uncharacterized. The coding region runs from base 653 to 1204 and encodes 183 amino acids. NCBI's taxonomy places the organism in Eukaryota, Viridiplantae, Streptophyta, Magnoliopsida, Brassicales, Brassicaceae. The record is from RefSeq and is a predicted model, not a curated record. The transcript is spliced from 5 exons.
CCGUUGUAUUUGAUUGUUAACCAGUCAUAAGUAUCCCGCAAACGCAUCAAUUUCUAACCACAGAACCAGUCGUACAAAUCUCUUAAAACCGCUAGAAACCGCAACCUCCCGCAUCCGCAAACGCUCGCAGCCGCAAACGCAGCCGCUGCGUUUGAACCAGUCAGACCCUUACUCACAUUUUCUACGUAAUAAACGCACUCUUCAUCAUUCACUUUUCCAGAGUAACAGAGAAAAGCUUAUACUAUAAAUAUCUCCACUUCUAUCGAUGAGCAGCACUGAUUCGACGAGAUCCAGAAGAAUAGUCUUUUCACUUACUGAUCACUGCGAUGGCGAAUUCCUUUACCCUCCUUGCAGAUUUGAAAGCUGGACAUGCUCCUCAUCGGCGAGAAUUUAACGCUUAUGCAAGGAUCUGUUAGUUCGAAGUAUCACUUCAGGUUCAGAAACCGUCUCACUGAAGGAUCUGUCUACAGUUUAAGCGGGUUCGAUGUUACGCGCAGAAACCCCAAUUUCAGGUUGUCUGAUGCUCCCUCUCCAUACGGUUCAAUGAUGAAACCUACCGGAGUCCGCUAGGCCCAUACCUACUGAGCUGUUCUGAUUACGACCAUACAAUCAGUUACUUGAACUGGCAAACACCAGCAAACAGCUCCUUGACAUGAUUGGUGAGCUAAAUGCAAUCCGGAGUACAAUCACCGAUCGUAUACCGGGGGCACAGUGUGUAAUUCUUACACUGCGUCUACAAAGUGGUGAUAACGUCUGUGUUAGUAUGUUUGACUCUAUGGCUCUUGCGUUUCAUAGCAAACUUGAGAGCUGCGGGAAAGAAUCCAAAAUUGUGCUUGCCACAAGCGUAAAUCCUAAGAUAGUUGGGGAUAAAUUUACAAAAUCAUUACAGCACCACCAUGGCAAAAAAGGUGAAGAACAUAGUGGAACUACAGAAAAGACCAAAAGAGAAUCUUUAUCUAAGCCAAAGAGACAUAAGGGAGCUGAAAUGUUUCCUUUUCUUCUUGGCCGUGAUUACAGUCUGGAUGUCUUUGUCGAUAAGCCGGAAUACCUCAGCUGUGGAGAGGGAGAUUUUGUUGUGAAUGACGUUAUUGCGCUGCUUCCACAGAUGAAAAACAAUAGCUUGGUAAGUGAGUCUACGAAGAAUUACGAGAGGAGAGGAGUGUGGCCCUCCCUCUAUUCCACGACAGUAAUUACGAGGUUAUGAAAAACAAUAGCUUGCGAAAGACAAUGCCCCAUGAUUUUUAAAAUCUCCUUCUUUCGUUUAUGGAUUUGUCUGAUCUUUCCUUUGAUUACUGUAAAAAGUGUUAUGGAGUUCUUCCUGAUUAGUGUUCUAGAUUUUUUUUCUCAGUUUUGGAGUCUAUUUAUGGUUUUUUCAUCUAAGUGUAUCCGUGAAAUGCAUGCCAUACACUGUUUGUUUUGGACUGAGGUUUUGUUAACUAAACCCAUAUAUGU